AGGGUCACUUCAGUAAUAUCAGACAUUCACACCAAUUGCUAUUAAACGGUCCCCAUUCUACUACAUAAAGUCUUCGGCAUCAGUUUAGCUCGAUCUUCGACUUCGAAGCUUAGAACAUAGUGGAAAAGGAGAGAUUUUCCCAGAAAAAGAAUGUUGUUCUUCUCAUACUUCAAGGACUUGGUAGGCAGAGAAGUGACUGUGGAGCUGAAGAACGAUCUGGCUAUUCGAGGCACUCUUCACUCGGUCGAUCAGUACCUCAACAUCAAGCUCGAGAACACUAGGGUUGUCGAUCAAGACAAGUAUCCUCACAUGCUUUCAGUGAGGAACUGCUUCAUCAGAGGAUCUGUGGUGAGAUACGUUCAAUUGCCGCCAGAGGGAGUUGACAUUGAACUACUUCAUGACGCCACAAGAAGAGAAGCUCGGGGUGGCUAAAAUUCCCUACUCAUAAUUCACUGUAAUAUUUUUUUUUAAUAUUAUGACUGGAUACAUUUGGAUGUAGUAGUUUUCCUGUUUUGAAAUAGCCUACUUUUGGUAUUCCAAUGACAAAAUUUCUACCAUGUACUCGUAUCCUCGGAAUAGCUUUUUAUUAUGGAAUAUUUCAUCUAGUUUUUCUGGGUAAUGGAAAAACUUGAGUUUCUCUGUUUCGAUGGA
Molecule: messenger RNA, 651 nt
Organism: Cornus florida
Lineage: Eukaryota; Viridiplantae; Streptophyta; Magnoliopsida; Cornales; Cornaceae
Product: sm-like protein LSM2
Exons: 3
Coding region: 151-432 (93 amino acids)
Biological process (GO): mRNA splicing, via spliceosome
Cellular component (GO): U4/U6 x U5 tri-snRNP complex; P-body; Lsm1-7-Pat1 complex
Molecular function (GO): RNA binding
Source: RefSeq, a predicted model, not a curated record